ACAUUGUUACGGUGGUUGAAGAGAAAAAGACUUGGAGACUAUGACGAUGGAGCAACUUCUUGGAUCACUACAAGCUUAUGAAGAAAAGAAGAAGAAGAAAGAAGAUAUUGUGGAGCAAGUUCUCAAGAUGAGAAUUGAUUACAGGGAAGAAAGUGGCCAAAGCAAUCCAAGAUGUGGUGGCGGUCAUUUCCGAGGACGAGGUCGUGGUGUAAAUGGACGAGGUUGGAGACCAUAUGAAGAAAACUUCAACCAAAGAGGAGAGAACUCAUCAAGAGGUCGUGGAAGAGGAAAUCCAAAAUCAAGGUAUGAUAAAUCAAGCAUCAAAUGCUAUAGUUGCGGGAAGUUUGGACAUUAUGCUUCUGAAGGCAAAACUCCAAACAACAAUAGAGUUGAAGAGAAAUUCAACUAUGUUGAAGAAAGGAAAAAAGAAGAAGAUAUGCUAUUGAUGGCUUACAAGAAGGAUGAACCAAAUGAGGUUCACAAGUGGUACCUUGAUAGUGGUGCAAGCAACCACAUGUGUGGGAAUAAAAGCAUUUUCGUGGAGCUCGAUGAAUCGGUGAAAACCAAUGUGGCUUUGGGAGAUGAAUCGAAGAUGGAGGUGACAGGUAAAGGAAAUAUUCUCAUCCGCUUAAAGAAUGGAGAUCAUCAAUUCAUUUCCAACGUUUACUACAUUCCAAGCAUGAAGACCAACAUCUUGAGCCUAGGACAACCCUUAGAGAAAGGUUAUGACAUUCGACUAAAAAAGUAAUAGCCUUUCUUUAAGAGAUAAAUAAAAUAAUCUUAUUACAAAGGUGCCGAUGUCAAACAAUAGAAUGUUUGUCCUAAACAUUCAAAAUGACAUUGCACGAUGUCUCAAGAUAUGCUACAAGGAGGAAUCUUGGCUUUGGCAUCUUCGAUUUGGGCAUCUCAACCUUGGAUGCUUAGAGCUACUUUCCAAGAAAGAAAUGGUGAAAGGAUUACCUUGCAUCAAUCAUCCAAUCAAUUGUGUGAAAGUUGCUUACUUGGAAAGCAAUUCAAGAUGAGUUUUCCAAAGGAGUCGGAGACAAGAGCAAGAAAGCCACUAGAACUCAUACAUAUAGAUGUAUGUGGUCCGAUCAAACCAAGUUCACUUGGUAAGAGUAACUACUUCCUUCUCUUUAUUGAUGACUUUUCAAGAAAAACAUGGGUUUAUUUUUUGAAACAAAAAUCAGAAGUGUUUGAAAAUUUCAAAAAGUUCAAAGCCCAUGUUGAGAAGGAAAAUGGUCUUAAGAUCAAGUCCAUGAGAUCGGAUCAAGGAGGAGAAUUUAUGUCCAAGGAGUUUCUGAAAUUUUUUUGAAGAUAAUGGCAUUCGAAGACAGUUAACGGUGCCAAGAAACCCUCAAGAAAAUGGAGUAGCGGAAAGAAAGAAUAGGACAAUACUUGAGAUGGCAAGAAGCAUGCUCAAGAGUAAGAAGCUACCAAAGAAGUUGUGGGCAGAAGCAGUUGCUUGUGCGGUUUUUUUAUCAAACCGUUCUCCAACAAAAAGUGUUUUAGGAAAGACACCACAAGAAGCUUGGAGCGGAAGGAAGCCCGGUGUGUCGCACUUAAAAGUUUUUGGAAGCAUUGCUCAUGCUCAUGUUCCAGACGAGAAGCGGAGCAAACUAGAUGAUAAAAGUGAGAAGUACAUCUUCAUUGGGUAUGACGCUAACUCCAAAGACUACAAGCUUUACAAUCCUGAAACAAAGAAGACAAUCAUUAGUCAGAAUGGCAUCUUUGAUGAAGAAGGAUAAUGGGAGUGGAGAUCAAAUAAUGAAGACUACAACUUCUUUCCAUCCUUUGAAGAAGAGAAUGUGGAGCAACCGAGAGAAGAGC
Molecule: messenger RNA, 1830 nt
Organism: Brassica rapa (field mustard)
Lineage: Eukaryota; Viridiplantae; Streptophyta; Magnoliopsida; Brassicales; Brassicaceae
Molecular function (GO): nucleic acid binding; zinc ion binding
Source: RefSeq, a predicted model, not a curated record